GAGAGAGAAAAGUGCAUAUGAAGAAACAGGAAGAAAUUCUGGGAAAUUUGGUUGCCUCACAAACUGCACGUCAUUUCCUCCUGUGACAAAUGUGUGGUUUGUGUCUUUAAAAAGUUUUAAAGGAGUGUGAUUAUGACAAGAAGCGUGCAAUCUGCCUGUGACACUGAGAGGAGAAUGAAUGGUCAUGUGAAGAACAUGCAUUUUCAACUGUUCAGGGAAACGGCAACAACAUUAUUCUCCCUGCUUCUGCUUAUGGCCGUCACUUCAACGAAAGCUACGACAGAGGGAGACGACCAGCAGUGCGGCAAUUCUCUGCAGCUCUCCUUGAAACUCACCAGAAUCAUACAUAAGGAAUCUGGCGACCUCAUCAAAAUAUACAAAGAAUCUCAAGGAGAGAUGUCAGAACUCUUCUGCAAGGUGCCAGUCAGCGGUGUCCCAGACCCCAACAUCUCAGGUUUGGAGUCAUCAGAGAGAAUAAUGAGCAUCUACACGCAACUCCAAGGUUACUUCCCACAUUUAAAGCGAGUGCACGAGCAGCAGACGGACUUACAGCCUUCCUCCAGCCCGCUGCUGGACAUGAUGACGACGGUCAGCGACCGCAGCAGGACUCUAGCUGCUCUCAUAAGCAAUCUUUACCAGAGCCUUUUCCCAAACCUGCCUGUCCCAGAAUCAGCAGGGGGCUUGACGCCGCUACCGCCAUCUCAGAAUAUUUUCCAGCAGAAGGUCUACGGUUGCGUGCUACUCAAGAGCUUUAAGGAGUUCUUGUCAAAUGUGUCUCGAGAGCUAAGGACUGUGAGAAGCCAAGUGUGCCGAAGGAGUCCAGAAAUGAACUUCACCUUGUGAGGACGCCCUGAGGCGGGUCUUAGACAGCAAAUCACCAACUGCAUUUACUGAGAUAGCAGAUAAAGACUUAAAGAGAUCAAAGCGGCCGGUGCAUCACUUAUGCAAAGAAGCAUUUAUUUAUGAUAUUUAAUAUUUAUUUUCUUGUUUGUAAUAUAGAAAUGUUGCAUGAAUGUACAUUUAUUUCUUUGUAUAUUAAUAUGCCUAAUAUAUUAUGGAAAUUUCAACAUAUUGCAGAUGUAAAUUAAUUUGCUGUAUAUACAGUUAUUAAAAUAUAAUUUGCAGCUGUA
Messenger RNA from Thalassophryne amazonica, 1130 nucleotides. RefSeq lists its product as uncharacterized. Gene Ontology annotation, molecular function: ciliary neurotrophic factor receptor binding. The record is from RefSeq and is a predicted model, not a curated record. The transcript has 3 exons. Gene Ontology annotation, biological process: negative regulation of neuron apoptotic process; ciliary neurotrophic factor-mediated signaling pathway. Lineage: Eukaryota; Metazoa; Chordata; Actinopteri; Batrachoidiformes; Batrachoididae. The coding region runs from base 133 to 843 and encodes 236 amino acids.